CUUCACUGCCGCCUGCACUCGCAUUCGCAUUCGCAUCUACGCAUUGCAAUGACAGCACCCGCAGCUGCAGCAGCAGCCGCAGCGGCACCGGACCUGGCGGCGCUGGGCCCAGCAGUUGCAUUUGCAGCUGUGACUGCAGCAUUAAUGGCUGCUGCUUUUGCCGUUGUGGCUGCAGCAUGCGAGCAAGACCACGUGGAGGAGGAGAGCGUGACGCCGCCCAAGAAGCGACGCCGGCGCGCAGGUUGAGGCCGGCCGGUGUCUGGUUUGCAGUCUUUGCUGGUGAGCGUAGCACAGCAUGUACCCCGUAUGUGGUCAGCCGCAGUGCUGUGGCUAGGGCAUUUCCUGCUGUUUGGCUCAUUGCUGGCUGUGCUUGUGCUUGACAGCGGGACGUGGCUGGACGCAUGGCGGGCCGUGCCUGUACGAACAGACUCCGGUUAUGUCCGGGAGAUGAGGUAGACGCUUGCGCGGACAGGCAGAGCGAACGGGUGAACGGGCGGACCGCAGGGUUAGGCGACGGGGCCCACAACUGUGGCCACACGCGGCGCAAGUACUCUUGCACGUUUUUGUGCGUGUUUCGUCGUAGCAACACAGUCCACGGUAGACGGCUGAAUAUUUCUGGCCUAGAAGUCAGCAGACUUCAAAUAAAGACGCCGGGCACGCGACGGAGACACACCCGACACGCCCCGACUUGCGCGGCUGCGCCCCGACUGGCACAGCCCCUCGCCACCCACGGUCUCCCCCGCGCCCAACGUAUUUUGCUGUCAAUCAAGGAGGCUUUCACCUGUGGUGCAAAUUUGCAAUGGUCCAUGACGCAAACGAUGAACGGCAUGCGUGACAUUGACCGGCUGCCACCGUAAUGCACGUGUCCAUGGCAUUGUGGCCCCAGACGUGCCAGCACCUACAGGCCCGGGUACGGUUGAUAGGCAUGUUUCAACAUAGCGCGUGGCCGUGCAAAUCCUGGUAGGAGACGUGAUUCCGGGCGUGGUGCGAAUGGCCGGUGACCGGGUGGCUGCGAGCAUGUCGGAUGGCAUGGGAGAUUGCAUGGCGUGCUUUGAACCUCUGGUAUGAGCAGGGGAGCUGGCAAGGGUGGGCCCCGGGCUGCCCCGGGUGGGCUGUAGGAGAAACCCCACAAAAGUGG
Chlamydomonas reinhardtii is the source of this 1138-nucleotide messenger RNA. RefSeq lists its product as uncharacterized. The record is from RefSeq and is a predicted model, not a curated record. The transcript has 2 exons. Bases 49 to 246 code for a protein of 65 amino acids. NCBI's taxonomy places the organism in Eukaryota, Viridiplantae, Chlorophyta, Chlorophyceae, Chlamydomonadales, Chlamydomonadaceae.